AAUCUACUGCUAUAAAUGAACUCGGCAUAACACCAUUAGAUAACACGAAGAAGCUCGAGUUAAUCUCGAAAAGCUUCGGGAAAAAAUGGCGAGUAUUGCAGCCAGAACGUGCUCCAAAGACCAUACGGUUGAAGAGUUCAAACCUUCUGCCGGGUGGAUCGAGGACUCGAAUUGCCAUUACCUCCUUGUUGAUCUUCCUGAUUUCAAGAAAGAUGACAUCAAGAUUGAGACCGAUAGCGCCGAUUACAUAACGGUCAGCGGGGAAAGACUGGUGGAAGACAACAAGUACAUUUUCUUCGAAGAAACCUUCAAAGUUCCGGAGAACUCGGACAUCCUUAAGACGAGCAGAAGAAUUGAAGAUGGACUUCUCACCGUGACGGUGUCUAAGCGAGCUACAACCGUGGUGGAGAAGGAAGAGACCGUGCACCAUGAGCAAGACUUGAACAAAGAAAGCCACGACGAAGCCCACAAGCUACCCGAGAGCAAAGCGAGAGGGAGAAAACCUAGCGGAGAAUGUCGCUACAGCGAUGAGAUCAUUGAGAAAUGGGGAGAAGAGAGGAGCAUCUUCAGCAGCGCAAUGAAGAUGCUUAACAGGAACCGGGGGGUUCUCAUUACGGCUGCUUUAGCAUUCUCUCUCGGGAUCUGGGUAUCGUGUAAACUCAAUCUGGAUGGCCAUGAGAAAGCACUUGAAUGAUUUACUAUCCAGAGGUUAUAUGUCUCAGAAGUAGUCGGCAAUAAGAGCACCCUCAAGAACAUGAAAUAAUGACCAUUCAUUUA
Messenger RNA from Rhodamnia argentea, 777 nucleotides. RefSeq names its product 22.0 kDa heat shock protein-like. Lineage: Eukaryota; Viridiplantae; Streptophyta; Magnoliopsida; Myrtales; Myrtaceae. Gene Ontology annotation, biological process: response to hydrogen peroxide; response to heat; protein complex oligomerization. The transcript has 2 exons. The record is from RefSeq and is a predicted model, not a curated record. Bases 86 to 694 code for a protein of 202 amino acids.